Molecule: messenger RNA, 261 nt
Organism: Dovyalis caffra
Lineage: Eukaryota; Viridiplantae; Streptophyta; Magnoliopsida; Malpighiales; Salicaceae
Source: the annotation of a GenBank genome assembly
AUGGGCGAAACCCGACGAGGCGUUCUCGCCGGAUCUCGACCACAACCGAACUUCCGCCUCACGUGGAUUUUUAAUGCAAUUUUUUCAAUGUACGUUCCAGGAUCCAUGGAUUGUCUACGUGGCACAACAGAGAUCUCUAAUAGAGUUGAUUAUAUUGUUGACCUUUUUGAUUGGCUGGUUAAGGGUGAUUCGGGUGAGGUGUGCAGUGUGAUGAGGUGGGUUGGCAAGUUGGUUAGUGAUAAAUGGGGAGGGUGGCUUUGA